AUGUCAGACCAAUAUCUCUUCAGACCUCAAUUCAUGGCCUUGUCCAACAUCACUUGGUUUAGCCCUAUGUUUUACCUCACUGGUUUUCCUGGAUUGGAAGCCAUCAAACACUGGAUUUUCAUACCCUUUCUCUUUAUAUACCUAGUAGCCAUCUCAGGCAACUGUUUCAUCCUGAUAAUCAUUAAGACUAACCCUCACCUACAUACACCCAUGUACUAUCUGCUGUCCUUGCUGGCCCUCACUGACUUGGGACUUUCAGUGUCCACCUUGCCCACCACUAUUGGGAUCUUUUGGUUCAACUAUCAUGAGAUCUACUUUGAAGCCUGUCAAAUCCAGAUGUUCUGCAUCCAUUCAUUUUCCUUCAUGGAGUCUUCAGUUCUCCUUGUAAUGUCCUUUGAUCGCUUUGUGGCCAUCUGCCAACCCAUGAGAUACUCAGUCAUAAUUACUAGCCAACGAGUGGUUAGAGUAGGUCUGGUCAUCAUCCUCCGGGGUCCUGUGGCCCUUGUUCCCAUUGUUUUACUCCUGAAAGCUUUUCCCUACUGUGGGUCUCAAGUCCUAUCACAUUCAUAUUGCCUACACCAGGAAGUGAUACACCUGGCCUGCACAGACACUACUUUUAACAAUCUAUAUGGACUCACACUGGUAGUGUUCACUGUAAUGCUGGAUCUGGUGCUCAUUGCACUGUCCUAUGGUCUCAUUCUGAAUACAGUGGCAGGACUGGCCUCCCAAGAGGAACGUCUUCGAGCUUUCCAAACAUGUACCUCACACAUCUGUGCUGUGCUGGUAUUCUUUGUGCCCAUGAUGGGCCUAUCCCUGUUACACCGCUUUGGGAAGCAAGCUCCACCUGCUAUCCACCUCUUCAUGGCCAAUGUCUACCUCUUCGUGCCUCCUAUGCUUAACCCAAUCGUAUAAAGUAUUAAGACCAAGGAGAUCCGCCGUGCCUUCAUCAAGUACUUAGGUCUUAGAAAGGGCAACGCUGAAUCCUGGGGCUGA
Orycteropus afer afer is the source of this 993-nucleotide messenger RNA. Its product is annotated as olfactory receptor 51M1. Gene Ontology annotation, cellular component: membrane. The record is from RefSeq and is a predicted model, not a curated record. Lineage: Eukaryota; Metazoa; Chordata; Mammalia; Tubulidentata; Orycteropodidae. Gene Ontology annotation, biological process: G protein-coupled receptor signaling pathway. Gene Ontology annotation, molecular function: olfactory receptor activity; G protein-coupled receptor activity.